UCCUGACUGAUUUUGGUACCACCUUCAUUUGCUUGCAUGAGAAGAGCAGUGAGUAGUACCCCGUCCAAAUACAGGCAAAGGGUUUUUUUUGCUAUUUGUUUUGUUUCCUCUGCCUGGAGUGAAACUGGACAUGGUAUUUAGCCCACCUCUCCUGAGCAAUUUGGUGAUCUUAGCCUCCAGGUACCAGACAGAUUGGCCCAGUUCUUACACCCAUCCCCGCACUUCUGAUGUCCCGGAGGAGGGCAAAGGGAGUCUCUUAGAUGCUUAAAUCUUUAAUGGCAUGGUUUCACAGAACAACGGUGGAGCCACAAGCUCGGGGUCGAGGUACAAGGGGAAAUCUGCACCCUCAGAGAUGAAGUGGAUAUUAAGAUUUGCAGCUGUCCCAUCAGGGAUGUCUGGGACUCUCUAGAUGCUCAGUAUAUAUAUCUCACUUGGAUGACCUGGCGUCUGCGCGGCGCAUCUUGGGAAUUAUAGUUUCUGGUCUGUGGGUGCUGUCAUCUGUGCACCUUGGAGGGUGGUAAACGCCACCAUCUUGCCUGGGGCUCCAGUCUUCUGAGUUCUAUCCCAGGCGCUCAGGAUUGGUGGGGGCGGGCCAAUGCACGUGGAUGCGCGUGGAUUGGGCCUGUGUGUCGUGGGCGGAGUCGCGCAUGCUCAUUUGGGCGGUGGGCCUGGAGCGUAUCAAGAUGUCGACCGCGACGGUUCCGGAGCUGAAGCAGAUCAGUCGGGAGGAAGCAAUGCGCUUGGGACCCGGCUGGAGCCACUCUUGCCAUGCCAUGUUGUAUGCCGCCAACCCCGGGCAGCUCUUCGGUCGUAUUCCCAUGCGGUUUUCAGUGCUGAUGCAGAUGCGCUUCGACGGGCUGCUGGGCUUCCCCGGGGGUUUUGUGGACCGGCGCUUCUGGUCACUGGAGGAUGGCUUGAACCGUGUGCUGGGCCUGGGCCUGGGCGGCCUGCGCCUUACCGAAGCUGACUACCUGAGCUCACACCUAACUGAGGGUCCACAACGCGUGGUGGCACAUCUGUAUGCACGGCAGCUGACACUGGAGCAGCUGCAUGCUGUGGAGAUUAGCGCUGUUCACUCGCGGGACCACGGUCUGGAGGUGCUGGGCCUGGUACGUGUCCCACUGUACACCCAGAAGGAUCGAGUAGGAGGCUUUCCUAACUUCCUGAGCAAUGCCUUCGUCAGCACUGCCAAGUACCAGCUCCUAUUUGCCCUUAAAGUACUCAACAUGAUGCCCUCGGAAAAGUUGGCCGAAGCCUUAGCCUCGGCCACAGAGAAACAGAAGAAGGCCCUAGAAAAGCUGCUCCCGGCCUCAUCCUGAGGAGUUUCCUGUGUGGGUUCUUGCCCUCCCUCGGCUGUCUCUGCCCACAGGCCCUGGAAUUCCCGAGAAGUGUGCCUUCUAGCGUGUUUGGCUUUUGCACCCCUUCUGACUGCAAGGGACAAGCAGGCAGCUGUUCAUCUUUACUGUCCCAAGCAGUCCCUGGGACCUAACUACCCUCUCAGGUUUGUUCAGUGGGGUGGCCUGGGCCUGGCUUUUCAAGCUGAGGAUGUUCUCACUCAUUCCAAGGCUCAGACUGUCCUGUGAGUCUGUUCAUGACAGGUGGAGGCCCAGCUAGAGCCCACUUUUCCGAGGCAACCACUUGGUUGGUACAUGGCUCCUGGACUGGUCAGGGGUUUCAUUCAGUGGAGGUGACCCAUGUUAGACCACUCCUUUCCUUAGCCCAGAACCUGAUCCAGCUUGCAAUAGGCUGUUAUUCAUUUGGGUUGUUGUUGGGUUUUUCUGUUAGAUUUUUCUUUCUUGGUGUGUAAACUGUGGGUUGCUUUCAGAGUGGCUGUGCCACACAUGGCUUGGUUCCUCCUCCCCAGAAGGGCUCAGCUCUGUGGAACUGAGGAAACAAGACAAUAAAGCCAUUCCUCUGAUGCUCA
This is a messenger RNA of Microtus ochrogaster (prairie vole), 1924 nucleotides long. RefSeq names its product nudix hydrolase 16 like 1 (gene Nudt16l1). Lineage: Eukaryota; Metazoa; Chordata; Mammalia; Rodentia; Cricetidae. Gene Ontology annotation, cellular component: nucleus. Gene Ontology annotation, molecular function: snoRNA binding. The record is from RefSeq and is a predicted model, not a curated record.